Messenger RNA from Cuculus canorus (common cuckoo), 6637 nucleotides. RefSeq names its product glutamate ionotropic receptor kainate type subunit 3 (gene GRIK3). Gene Ontology annotation, molecular function: transmitter-gated monoatomic ion channel activity involved in regulation of postsynaptic membrane potential; kainate selective glutamate receptor activity. Gene Ontology annotation, biological process: modulation of chemical synaptic transmission; synaptic transmission, glutamatergic; monoatomic ion transport. The record is from RefSeq and is a predicted model, not a curated record. Lineage: Eukaryota; Metazoa; Chordata; Aves; Cuculiformes; Cuculidae. Gene Ontology annotation, cellular component: postsynaptic membrane; presynaptic membrane; kainate selective glutamate receptor complex. The coding region runs from base 274 to 3033 and encodes 919 amino acids. The transcript has 16 exons.
GCGCACCGGCAGCCCCGGCUCCGCAGGUGCCUUUCGAGCAGCACCGGUUAACGGCUCGACACGGCUCGGAUUGCAUCGAAUCGGUUCAGUUCGGCUCAGCUCGGCAAGAAGCAGUCUGCCGCGGGACCGGCCGGCGCGGCCGCACUAAGAUGUGUCAUGAGCUGUUCGGCCUCAGCAGCCACCGGCCGCUCCGCCUGAGCCCCGGGCAGCAGCCCCCCGCUCCCCCGCUGCCCCUGGGGCCGUAGGGCCCGUGUCCCCCACCCCCCCCCAACGAUGCCCCAUCUCUGGCCGGCAAUCCGCGGCGUGCUCUGGGAAUACUGGGCAGCGCUCCUGGUCGGGGGUUUCUGGGGCCAGUGCUCGCACGGGAUGCCGCAUGUCAUCCGGAUAGGAGGAAUCUUUGAGUACGCAGAUGGCCCCAAUACCCAGGUGAUGAGCGCUGAGGAGCAAGCCUUCAGGUUUUCUGCCAACAUUAUUAACAGAAACAGAACUUUGCUGCCUAAUACAACCCUAACCUAUGACAUUCAGAGGAUACACUUCCAUGACAGCUUUGAAGCAACUAAGAAAGCCUGUGACCAGCUCGCUCUGGGGGUCGUAGCAAUAUUCGGACCUUCCCAAGGCUCCUGUACCAACGCCGUCCAGUCGAUUUGCAAUGCCCUGGAAGUGCCCCACAUACAGCUUCGAUGGAAGCAUCACCCGUUAGAUAACAAGGACAGUUUCUAUGUCAACCUGUAUCCCGACUAUGCCUCCCUCAGCCAUGCCAUCCUGGACCUUGUGCAGUAUUUGAAGUGGAGGUCAGCCACGGUGGUUUACGAUGACAGUACAGGCCUUAUUCGACUGCAAGAGCUCAUCAUGGCCCCAUCAAGGUAUAAUAUCCGACUGAAAAUCCGCCAACUCCCGCUGGACACGGACGAUGCUCGCCCGCUGCUGAAGGAGAUGAAGCGGGGCAGGGAAUUCCGCAUCAUCUUUGACUGCAGCCACCUGAUGGCAGCUCAGAUCCUCAAGCAGGCCAUGGCGAUGGGAAUGAUGACAGAAUACUACCACUUCAUCUUCACCACUCUGGAUCUUUAUGCAUUAGACCUAGAACCAUAUCGCUACUCUGGAGUGAACCUGACCGGCUUCCGGAUCCUCAACGUGGAGAACCCACACGUGUCCUCCAUCAUCGAGAAGUGGUCCAUGGAGCGGCUGCAGUCGGCGCCCAAGGCGGAGCUGGGAUUGCUCGACGGUGUGAUGAUGACAGACGCUGCCCUGUUGUACGACGCGGUGCACGUGGUCUCCGUUUGCUACCAGCGCGCCCCUCAGAUGACCGUCAACUCCCUGCAGUGCCACCGGCACAAAGCCUGGAGGUUUGGGGGCCGCUUCAUGAAUUUCAUAAAAGAGGCGCAGUGGGAAGGAUUAACGGGACGAAUUGUCUUUAAUAAAACUAGUGGUUUACGGACAGAUUUUGAUUUGGAUAUCGUCAGCCUCAAAGAAGACGGGCUCGAAAAGGUCGGAGCGUGGAGCCCUUCUGAUGGUUUGAACAUCACAGAAAUUUCCAAAGGACGAGGGCCUAACGUCACCGACUCGCUGAGCAACAGAUCUCUGAUCGUCACCACAGUCCUGGAAGAGCCUUUUGUCAUGUUCCGAAAGUCCGACACAGCCCUGUUUGGGAAUGAUCGCUUUGAGGGUUACUGCAUUGACCUCCUGAAGGAGCUGGCCAUCAUCCUGGGCUUCACCUACGAGAUCCGGCUGGUGGAAGACGGGAAAUACGGGGCGCAGGAUGAGAAGGGGCAGUGGAACGGCAUGAUCAAGGAACUCAUCGACCACAAAGCUGACCUGGCCGUUGCUCCUCUCACCAUCACCCAUGUUCGGGAGAAAGCGAUUGACUUCUCCAAGCCCUUUAUGACCCUGGGGGUCAGCAUCCUCUACCGGAAGCCCAAUGGGACCAACCCCAGCGUGUUCUCCUUCCUCAACCCCCUGUCUCCUGACAUUUGGAUGUACAUCCUCCUCGCCUACCUGGGGGUCAGCUGCGUGCUGUUUGUCAUAGCCAGGUUCAGCCCAUACGAAUGGUACGAUGCUCAUCCCUGCAACCCCGGAUCGGAUAUCGUGGAGAACAACUUCACCCUAUUCAACAGCUUCUGGUUUGGGAUGGGAGCGCUGAUGCAGCAAGGCUCUGAGCUGAUGCCCAAAGCACUGUCUACACGGAUCAUUGGUGGCAUAUGGUGGUUCUUCACCCUAAUUAUCAUCUCGUCCUACACGGCCAACCUUGCCGCCUUCCUGACGGUGGAGAGGAUGGAAUCUCCCAUCGACUCAGCAGAUGACUUGGCAAAGCAGACGAAAAUAGAGUACGGAGCAGUGAAGGAUGGAGCUACUAUGACCUUCUUCAAGAAAUCUAAAAUUUCCACGUUUGAAAAGAUGUGGGCUUUUAUGAGCAGCAAACCCACAGCGCUUGUUAAAAACAAUGAGGAAGGAAUCCAGCGCACCCUCACAGCCGAUUACGCCCUGCUGAUGGAGUCAACCACCAUCGAAUAUAUCACCCAGAGGAACUGCAACCUGACUCAGAUUGGGGGGCUCAUCGAUUCCAAAGGCUACGGGAUUGGGACUCCCAUGGGGUCACCGUACAGGGACAAGAUCACCAUUGCCAUCCUCCAGCUCCAAGAGGAGGACAAGCUCCACGUAAUGAAGGAGAAGUGGUGGCGAGGGAACGGCUGCCCUGAGGAUGAGAACAAGGAGGCCAGUGCUCUGGGCAUCCAAAACAUCGGUGGGAUUUUCAUCGUUUUGGCAGCAGGCUUGGUGCUCUCCGUCUUCGUGGCCAUGGUGGAGUUCAUCUACAAGCUGCGCAAAACAGCGGAGCGGGAGCAGCGCUCCUUCUGCAGCGCCAUGGCCGAUGAGAUCCGGCUGUCGCUCACCUGCCAACGACGGGUCAAGCACAAGCCCCAGCCCCCCGUCAUGGUGAAGACGGACGCCGUGAUCAACAUGCACACGUUCAAUGACCGACGGCUGCCAGGGAAGGACAACAUGACCUGCAACACUGGAUUGACACCUGUGUUUCCCUAGGGAAUGGGAAGAGGGGGGUGGGAGGGAAGGAAUAGCAGCAGGCAAGGCUGGAUGCACUCUUAACUAGGGAAGAAAGGAUUAAAAUACAAGAAAAAAAAAAAACAGAAAAAAAAUAAGCCUGGUUUGGUUCAUUUCAAGAACAAGGCCUUUCCAACACAGCUGCAUUGAUCAUCGGCAUAGAAGCAAGAACUUCAAAGCACGGACUGCAACGUGGGGUUUGGGGCUUUUCUGGGGUUUUUGGUUCUUUUUUGUUGGUUUUUUUUUUCUUAAACGCUUAGAUCCUACAGGCCUCAUGGAGCCCAAACUCACUACCAUCCAGGAGUCUGAUGUUUACAUACUGAAAACACAAGGAGGUGAAACAGAAUUGAGCCAAACCAACCCUCGGAGGGUACGGAGAAGCCCCCCCCGAGCGAGGCUUUCUUUAGCAUGGCAAUAAAAAGAAACACUUUGUUGGGUGCAGCGUGAGCAGCCGUCUGUGCGAGCAUCUAUUCACCCCGACACACACAGCACAUUUAGGAUACGUUGUCCGCAAAAGGGAAAGGUAUCUGUGAUGCAUCACGAUGGUCAAGGGUGUGCCUUCUCUGGAAGCAGCUCAUGGUGGCCCCUUAGCUCACGGCUGUGCUGGCCGUGGCCAUCCAUCCACAGCUGGGGGUGUGGUGGGAGAAGCCAACAUACAUCAGGAGGUCCAAGACAGCCAACUGUAAGGGGGGGAGUAAACCUGAACGGAGUCGAACUUCUGGCCAGGGAUGGGACAGCACAGCGCGCAUGGGAUCUACUGCCAUAUCCGAGCGACACCACCCACACGCCCCACGCCCAGCGUGACCCCAGGAUCUCCAGGUCCUCAGCUCCUUCACUCUUUCUGCAAAGCUCAGUCUCUCCUGCAAAGAAGUGCAGAAAGCAGCCGAGCCCACAGGCUUCAGCGGCAGCAGGAGUGUUUCCAAGAGCCGAACGGUACCAAUUUCCACGAAAUUCUGCCCUGCUGUGUUCACACCCACACCAGGAGAGGAGCGUACGUCUGGUCUGGGACUAAACGCUCUCCAUGGCAUCAGAGACCUGAAAGACAACGGUCUCAGCCUGGGACAAGCAGCACCGUGGGAGCCAAGCUUGACCCCCGUCCUGUUCCGCCUGCGGAACCGCAGCCCCUCAGGCAGCAUCUCCAUGGGAUGGAAGCAAAUACAUACAAAAAAUGUUCUGAAGAAAUCUUCCACGAACUGUGUUCUUACUUUCAGGUUGCUGAACCCAGAAGGCUGGUCCUGCGCAUUGAUUUAGUUGGAAUUACCAAAGAUCCCUCUGGUGACCUGAUGUAACGCUCCAGUAACUUCCCUCUGUUCCGUCCCUCCACGGGGAACCACGUGGGUGGCCAGUGGGACGCUCGGUGGGUUAAUUUGCAAAGUGAAACAACUAGUGAUGGCUCUGCUUGUCGUAAGCCAAAGCAUCACACGGAGAGGACUGCAAAGGUGCUUCAAAGUUCUGAUUUAACCACCGGUGGUGAAGAACAGAGCAACCUCCUGCCCUCGCAUGAUGGCACUGGUGACGUACCCACCACCUAAACCCUGGGUUGGAGGGCAGUGAGGUGACAACAUCCCAACGGUGCCCGAGCUCUGCAUCCCAAAACUUCACCCUCUGUGUUGUGAGCGUAGAAGCCACCGCGGGACCCGGCAGCUGAGCUGACCCAGUUUGCCCUCUCCUUGCUGCGAGGCCUUUCUGGAAAGUUUGCUCUUGCCCUAAGGAACAAACCUGGUUGGAGCCGAUCUCAGAUCUCGUUUCCCACCUGUUUCUUUCCCAGGCUCCCUUAGGAAGGUGAUCUUUGGAGCUGAUCAGAAUUAGCAAAUUAGCUCAAGGGGAGAUGGCUCUUCCCCCACCACCACACACACCAUAAUUUGUCCUUUGUUCGUUUGUCCGUGACUUAAAAAAGCAACACAGUGACCUUAAACCAUUUGUCACAUUUUGACUCAAGCAAAGGUAUGCAAAGAAUUUACGUUACAUUUUCACCUUUUCAUAGAAAACAGGGAAAAUUAGGGAUGAAAGCUGCCAAUUCCUCAUGUUCUCAAUAGUCUGCUGAUCAAAUACCUACAGCGGAGACAGAUUGGACAUAUGGGUCUGUGUCCCAAAGCUACUGACAUUCGUUCAGUGUUUCUUGUCAGAGUAGCAGGCUUUAUGUUUCCUUUGCAGAUUUUUAAACUCUUCGAGAUUUUUACAAUUAAAAAAAGAGAUAAAAGCAGAGAUAAAAACAAAGCCUGAAACUGGCUUUCAACAUCCAGAGAGAGUAAAAUACCACUGAAAAUAGCAUUUAUUUUGCUACUUGGCAGAUUUUUUUUCAAGAUAAAUAAAUAUCACUAAUACCACAAACCCCAGCUGGACUUGCUUUUACUCUCAAAAAUCCCAAAGCGACAGGUGAGAAUGUGGAAUUACUGGUGCUAUCUGCCAACAAGACCAAACCCUGUAGAUCAACCUUUUCCCUCUUUGCACUGACCAUAAAUCAGCUAUGAAAUAGCCGCUGACUUCAUGCAUCUACAUUAUGGGUUUAUGCUUAAAUCCUGAUCAGUGAAACGUUUGACGUGUUUAACAAAGAAAUGUUCUGCACUGCUAAGAACACGAGGGCUGGGGGAGCUGCCGGGGAGCCCGGCUGGGGAGAUCGCGGGCUCCAACCUGCUCACUGUGAGCUGAGAGGACCACGAGAUGGUUAUAGCCCUCAGCCUUCCCGCUGCAAACCUGGAGUGAGGAGUGGGAACGCAGCCUCUCGCCACACCGCUAGCAGAGCCUGGAGUGUCUCCUGUCAUUCUCCUUUACCCCGUUUGCUUCUUGCCUUCACCCUAAGGAGCACAGGAACCCGUAAGCCACACGGUGUUUAAUUGCAGAGGAGAAGCAACGAGCCUAACGCUCAGCAGUGAUGCACUGGGAGACUUCAGAAGGGGCAGAGCUGGUGAAAAAGCCCCAAAGCCUUCUGCGAGCUAUUUUGGGACCUGUUUGUGACUAGAGAUGACUUUGAAAUCAUCUGACUUCCAACUGCGUUUAAAUCAGUUCUUUUCUUUGCUUGGUGGGACGGACUGAAAAAGUGAGGAGGGAAGAAAGAAAAGACAGGUUUAGGCUGUUAAACUGUAUCAAAACUGCUGUCACCUCAGUUCACUCUUCCUUUAUCACUUGCUUUUUCCCCUCCAGCUCUCCUGUGAGGCAGAGCAGGGGCUUUGUCUGGGGUUGCUUUUAUGUUUGGAGUCAACCAACAGCGCGCGUUGCGUCCGAUGUCCAGAGGACAGAUCCACAGAGAUGGAAUAUGUAAAGGGAAACCAGCUCAGAAAACUACUGCUCCCUCCUCGGUGGGUGCUUCUGCGGAUCGGGACUCAGCUGGGUGCAAGCAUGGGUGCUCUCUGGGAAGGGGACAGCAAAGGGACUCUGCAAGCUGGUGGCAGCAGUGGCAGCCGUCACCCAGCACCCACUCACCCACGUGCGGCCAAACUAUGCGGAGCCCCAAACCCCAACACUCUGCAACGGUGAGAUGCGAUGGGGCAUCACCAUGGGUGCUCAGGGCUGGCUGGACAGGAGCAUCCUGGGCACCAACAUCACAAGCCCUCUGCUGUCUGUACCUUACUUUGACAUGUUUCUCAAA